AUGGAUAAGGCUGCCAAGGAACUCGGUCUUAACGGCGAAACUUUCACGAUUGUGCCCACCGAAGCAACCCAGCCACCAGCAGCACCAGCAGCGAUCGUGGCGCCAUCGACCUCACGCCCCGUCAUUCCUGUCUCAGACGUCUCGCAACCACCGACACAGGGUCCUGAGAGUGUCAGUGUGGCAUGGGCUGAGAGGGAGGGCACCCUACCUUUUGGGGGUGCCCUGCCCCGGCAGAUCCCCGCCCCCGAGCUUCGCAAGAUGGUCGCGGAUCACAUCCUGGCUCACCCGGACACGUACUCGGAGGCGAUCCUCGCAACGCCCCCAUCCGCCUACGCGCGUGCCAUCCAAGGGCGCGACCGCUGGGGUGGCGCCAUUGAGCUAGGAAUCUUCUCCGAGCUAUUCGAUGUUGAGAUUUGUACAUUUGACGUCAAAGGGCAGACCUUGUUGCGCUUCGGCGAAAAUAAGGACACCCGCUGUCUCCUCGUCUACUCUGGCAUUCACUACGACCGCGUCGCAUUCAGCCCUUCAGAGCCUCCAUACCAGGAGUCUAUGCUUCCUCCGGAGCUCGAUCGUACGGUAUGGCCCACAGACGACGCUGCUGUCCUCGAAAAGACCCAGCAGCUCGUGGCGCAGCUGCAUGAGAUGCAUUACUACACCGACCCCGCGGAAAUCCUACUCACCUGCGACGUCCCCGGCUGUCAGUGGAUUGGCAGCGGCGAACGCGCCGGGAAAGAACACGCUGAACGUACGGGCCACGUGGCACUUUCCGAGAUCAAAGACAAUGCUCUUCUGACAUGUCAAACGCCCGGAUGCGGAUGGCUAGGGAGUGGCGAGGCGUCGGCGAAGAAACACACGAGCGACACGGGUCACGCCUCGCUCGCUGUCAUUCCCGAUGAUUGA
This is a messenger RNA of Verticillium alfalfae VaMs.102, 900 nucleotides long. RefSeq names its product ubiquitin thioesterase OTU1. Gene Ontology annotation, biological process: protein deubiquitination; endoplasmic reticulum unfolded protein response. The transcript has 2 exons. The coding region runs from base 1 to 900 and encodes 299 amino acids. Gene Ontology annotation, cellular component: nucleus; cytosol. The record is from RefSeq and is a predicted model, not a curated record. Lineage: Eukaryota; Fungi; Ascomycota; Sordariomycetes; Glomerellales; Plectosphaerellaceae. Gene Ontology annotation, molecular function: cysteine-type deubiquitinase activity.